AUGGAGAAGGAAACAGAGAUUGUGAGGACAGAGAACGGGUCUCCUUUCCGUUUUCUUAUGGAAAGAAAGCCUCCAGUCCGGAUUCGAAAAAUGGACAUGAUGAAAAGCCAACUCAGAAAAAACUGCACUUGCUCCAUGAGGAGAAUGAAAAAGUCAGUCAUGGACUUCUUCCCUGUGUUACGAUGGCUUCCCAAAUACAACUGUAAAGAAUAUAUCUGGGGGGACGUUAUGUCUGGCCUCGUCAUUGGGAUCAUUUUGGUACCCCAAGCAAUAGCCUACUCUCUGCUAGCGGGCCUGAAGCCAAUUUAUAGCCUUUACACUUCCUUCUUUGCCAACAUUAUCUACUUCCUCAUGGGUACCUCCCGACAUGUUUCGGUUGGAAUUUUCAGCUUAUUAAGCUUAAUGGUUGGACAAGUCGUGGACAGAGAACUGCUCUUGGCAGGGUUUGACCUCAACGACGAUCCUCAGGAAGCCACCUACAGCAGAGGCCAUUUGAAUGUUACAGUUUACAACGUUACCCUCGGCUCUGUGAGUACUGAAUGUGGGAAAGAAUGCUACGCCAUUGGAGUAGCUACGGCACUGACCUUCUUGGCUGGAGUUUAUCAGGUUCUGAUGGGACUUUUCCGCUUGGGCUUUGUGUCGAUGUAUCUCUCCGAGCCUGUCCUGGAUGGGUUUGCUACGGGUGCUUCGGUGACCAUUUUAACAGCUCAAGUGAAGUAUCUCAUCGGGAUCAAGAUCCCGCGUGCCCAGGGGUACGGGAUCUUAAUAACCACCUGGGUUAACAUUUUUCGCAACAUUGCCCAGGCUAACCUUUGCGAUGUCAUUACAAGCACCAUCUGCAUUGCUGUGCUGGUCACCGCCAAGGAGCUAGGGGACAGAUACAAGCAUCGGCUCAAGGUCCCGCUUCCUACCGAGCUAGUGGUGAUUGUGGUGGCCACGCUGGUGUCUCAUUACGGGCGACUGAAUGAAGUCUACGCCUCCAGUGUGUCAGGCGCCAUCCCGACUGGAUUUAUCCCUCCCCGAGUUCCCGACGUCAGCCUCAUGCAGAGAGUUGCCGUCGACGCCCUCCCUCUCGCCAUCGUUGGCUUUGCGUUCACCAUUUCGCUCUCGGAAAUGUUCGCCAAGAAGUACGCUUACACGGUCCGAGCCAAUCAGGAAAUGUUCGCCAUCGGCUUCUGCAACAUCAUCCCGGCUUUCUUCCACUGCUUCGCCACCAGCGCAGCUCUGGCCAAAAGUCUGGUCAAAUCGUCGACGGGAUGCCAGACCCAGGUGUCCAGCAUCAUAAGUGCCGUGGUCGUCCUACUGGUGCUGCUGUUCUUUGCUCCCCUUUUUUACAACUUGCAGAAGUGCAUCUUGGCCUGCAUUAUCAUCGUCAGCCUAAGGGGAGCCCUUCGGAAAUUCAAAGACGUCCCCCGGCGCUACCGCCUAGACAAAAUCGAUGCACUCGUGUGGUGCGUGACGAUGCUGGCCUCUGCCCUCAUCAGCACUGAAAUGGGACUUCUGGUGGGGGUUGUUUUCUCAAUGCUGUGCAUUGUUGGCCGCACCCAGGUUCCGCAUGCUGCCCUACUGGGCCGAAUUGCGAACACUGUCUUCUAUGAAGACGACGGGGAAUACAAAAACCUUCUGACCAUUCCAAAGGUCAAAAUCUUCCGCUUUGAAGCGCCGCUUUAUUAUGCAAACAAGGACUUUUUCCUGAAGUGCCUCCACAGAAGGACAGGCCUGGAUCCAGCUGUGGAAAUCGCCAAGAGGAAAAAGGCCAAGAGGAAAGGUCAACGAAGCCUUGAGAAGGGACCAGGCCAGGGAGAGCAGACUCCAUGGCUAGUCCCUAAACACAACGACCUGCAAGCCAUCGUUAUAGACUGUUCAGCCAUUUUGUUCGUCGACACGGCUGGAGUGAGCACAUUAAAGGACACGCACAAAGACCACCAGGAGCUCCAAAUCACUGUUCUCUUGGCUUGCUGCAACCCCAGUGUGAUAGAUUCUCUAGAAAGAGGAGGCUAUUUGGGGAGUGAAAACAAAGACAUGCACGAGUUGCUCUUUCAUAGUAUCCACAGUGCCAUUCAGUUCGUAAGAGAGAAGGAGAUUUUAGCCAAUGUCUCUGUUGUAUAG
Messenger RNA from Gekko japonicus, 2109 nucleotides. It is a transcript of the gene SLC26A1, whose product is annotated as solute carrier family 26 (anion exchanger), member 1. Lineage: Eukaryota; Metazoa; Chordata; Lepidosauria; Squamata; Gekkonidae. The transcript is spliced from 2 exons. The record is from RefSeq and is a predicted model, not a curated record. Gene Ontology annotation, biological process: transmembrane transport. Gene Ontology annotation, molecular function: bicarbonate transmembrane transporter activity; secondary active sulfate transmembrane transporter activity; oxalate transmembrane transporter activity. Gene Ontology annotation, cellular component: membrane. The coding region runs from base 1 to 2109 and encodes 702 amino acids.